Telopea speciosissima is the source of this 313-nucleotide messenger RNA. Its product is annotated as dolichyl-diphosphooligosaccharide--protein glycosyltransferase subunit 4A. NCBI's taxonomy places the organism in Eukaryota, Viridiplantae, Streptophyta, Magnoliopsida, Proteales, Proteaceae. The transcript has 3 exons. The coding region runs from base 88 to 201 and encodes 37 amino acids. The record is from RefSeq and is a predicted model, not a curated record.
UGUAGAGUGCUCGAGCGAGAUCGGAGCGGCAAUCCUGAGCCUGAGGUCGAGGAACCGUACAAGUAGGAGGAUUUGUAUUGCUACAUUAUGAUUGACGACCAAGACCUUGGAUUUUUUGCCAAUUUUCUUGGCGUUUUUAUAUUUGUUCUAGUAAUUGCUUACCAUUAUGUGAUGGCUGAUCCAAAAUAUGAGGGGAACUGAGAACUUGUUUCGUGUUUGCAUACAGAUUUAUCACUAUUAAGUGCAACCUUAUGUGGCAUAUUUAUAAUGUCAAGUUUUGUGACUGAACUAUGUAGCAAAGUAGAGAAUUGAA